This is a messenger RNA of Triticum aestivum (bread wheat), 849 nucleotides long. Its product is annotated as nucleoprotein TPR-like. The transcript is spliced from 2 exons. The coding region runs from base 40 to 819 and encodes 259 amino acids. The record is from RefSeq and is a predicted model, not a curated record. NCBI's taxonomy places the organism in Eukaryota, Viridiplantae, Streptophyta, Magnoliopsida, Poales, Poaceae.
UUCAAGGACACACACACACACACAUCACAAAUACACACAAUGGAAGAGGCAUCGAAUGGCCGAACUUCGAAGGGCAAGAAAGCAGUGGAGCAAGAACCGAAAAACAAGGUUAACAAAUCGAAUGAUAUUGAAGGCACCCAGUAUCUCACCGGGGAAUGGACCAAGAAGAAAACCACAAAGGCAAAGGCAUCGAAUGCCCAAAGCUCGAAGGGCGAGGAAGUGGAGGAGGACAACGGAGAUCUAAAGAGGACUAUCCAAGACCUGGAGGACAAGAUUAGGGCACAGAAUGUUAAAAUUAAAGACAACCAGACUCGCAUCGGGAAAGUGACCAUGGAGAAAGAUAAUGUGGAAGAGGAUAUCACAGAGCAGAAGAAUAAGGAAACAGAGACCGGAAGAAAGAUUGAUAGGCUGGACUUGAGGAAAGGAAAGCUGGUGGAGAAGAUAGGGAAUCUGGACUUGCAGAAAGAAGAAGUGGUGAAGGAGAAAGCAAAGCUGGGAAAGGGUAUCACAGAGCUGAAGAGGAAGGAAAAAUAUACGGGAACACAGAUUGCAGAUCUGAAAAAGAAGGAAAAUACGCUGGUGGAGGAGAAAGGAGCGUUGGCAAAGGAGCUAGAUGAGAAGAAAACUAUGAGGAUUGAUAAUCUGGAGAAGAGGACCGAAGAGCUGGCGAAGGACAAUGGGGAACUAAAGAAGGACAAUGAGAAGCUGGUGCGUAAAGAAAGAAAGACCAGAGAGGAGAAGAGGGAACUGAAAAACAGCUACGACACGCUGCAGGACAAGUACGAUGGGAGAUGCUGCAGCUCUUGCUCAAUUUGUUGACAGUCUCGGUACGGCCUGUUACUACAUGAU